CUUCCACCGUCACCUUCAUUCUGUCGGCCUCCGUUCGUCAUGUUCCCUCACUUCCUUCAGACCCCAUAAACCAACCCUCAUAGGGCAGCCUACGAUUUCCUCCCACGGGGUGACCAUGAAAUUCUUGGGCCUUUUACCCGUUGAUCUCUUUAAAACCUCUGCUUUCGUAAAGCUUACGGCGUUUCUUCUCUUCUCUCUAUCCCUCAUAUUCGUCUUGAACCAUUACUCUUCCACUUACUCCUCCCGCACCUUCUUCUCCGGCUCCCCUUCCGGCGAAACUUCUUCCUUUACCGUUUCGUCGGCGGACCGAUCUCCGGUUCCGCCACCUCGUCAGAAGGUAUUCGUUGUACCUCCGCUGCCGCCUGUGGAGAGGAUGGGCGUUGUAGACGACAAUGGUGUGAUGUCGGAUGACUUCCAAAUUGGAGACCUUGAUGCGAGUUUGCUACAGGAAUUGGGUAAUUUGAGCGAGAUACGAGAGGGGAAAGGGGGAGAAAGUGACGUCAUAGUUAGGAUUGAGAGGUUUAAGGUUUGCGACCCGAGCAUGACCGAUUAUGUACCUUGCUUGGACAAUAAGGAAUGGAUCAAGAGGCUGAAUUCGAGCCAGCGGGGGGAAAAGUACGAGCGGCAUUGUCCCGAGGAGGGCAAGGGGCUUAAUUGCUUGGUGCCAAUGCCGAAGGGGUACAAGAGUCCAAUACCGUGGCCCAAGAGCAGAGAUGAGGUCUGGUUCAGUAAUGUACCUCAUACACGUCUUGUUGAAGAUAAAGGCGGCCAAAAUUGGAUAUCUAUAAAGAAGGAUAAAUUUGUCUUUCCUGGUGGUGGAACACAAUUUAUUCAUGGUGCGGAUAAAUACCUGGAUCAGAUUUCUGCGAUGGUUCCUGACAUUGCAUUUGGUCACAACACGCAAGUUGCUUUAGACGUUGGCUGUGGAGUGGCAAGUUUUGGUGCUUAUUUGAUGCAACGUAAUGUAACCACUCUUUCAAUAGCACCAAAAGAUGUUCACGAAAACCAGAUUCAGUUCGCUCUAGAGCGUGGUGUUCCUGCCAUGGUAGCAGUUUUUGCUACGCACCGUUUGCCAUUCCCUAGCCAGGCUUUUGACCUGAUUCAUUGUUCAAGAUGCAGAAUCAAUUGGAUGCGUGAUGGCGGAAUCUUGCUUCUGGAGGCCGACAGGCUGCUUAGGGCAGGUGGAUACUUUGUAUGGGCAGCACAACCUGUUUACAAACAUGAAGAGAUCCUCCAAGAUCAAUGGAAAGAAAUGGAGAACCUAACUGCUCGCAUUUGCUGGGAACUUGUGAGAAAGGAGGGAUAUAUAGCUAUAUGGCAGAAACCAAUGAACAAUAGCUGCUACCUUAGUCGUAACAUCAGUGUGCAGCCUCCGAUUUGUGACUCCGAUGAUGAUCCUGAUGAAGUUUGGUAUACUGACCUUAAGGCAUGCAUCUCUAGAUUACCUAGUAGUGCUUAUGGAGCCAAUGUUUCUAAGUGGCCUGCACGCCUUCAUCAACCGCCAGACCGGCUUCAGAGCAUUAAAAUGGAUGCCCAUAUCUCCAGGAAGGAACUCUUCAAGGCUGAAUCAAAAUAUUGGAAGGAAAUUAUAGAUAGCUAUAUUGGAGCCUACCAUUGGAAGGAGUACAACCUAAGGAAUGUUAUGGACAUGAGGGCAGGUUUUGGGGGGUUUGCAGCCGCUCUGCAUGAUCUUCAGAUUGAUUGUUGGGUUAUGAAUGUUGUUCCUGUUAGUGAAUUCAAUACCUUGCCUGUUGUAUAUGACCGUGGACUGAUAGGAGUGAUUCAUGAUUGGUGCGAACCGUUUGACACAUAUCCAAGAACCUAUGAUCUGCUGCAUGCAGCGGGUCUUUUCUCUGCUGAGAAAAAGAGGAAAAGGUGUAAUAUCUCAACUAUCAUGUUAGAGAUGGAUCGAAUGUUAAGACCUGGUGGGCGUGUAUAUAUACGUGACUACAUAUCUGUUAUUAGUGAACUGGAAGAAAUCGCAAAUGCCAUGGGUUGGGUGAAUUUCCGGCAUGAUGUGGGCGAAGGUCCCUAUGCUAGCUGGAAGAUAUUAAGAUCUGAGAAGCGCUUCUGACAAGCUGGAAGAUAUUAAAAGAAAUAUGAUAGCUAUAACUGUCUGAAAUUAAAUAUCAUGGUGCGCCAGAAGUAGGCUCACAACCAGCCAUUGGCGCAUCUCCCUUCAAAAGCCAAUUCAAUACUUAGCAACAAUGCCUUUAUCACUGCUAAUCCCAUGUUCAAAAGGCCCGUAUCUGGUAACUACAAGUGAAUGCCGUAAGUAAGCCGAUUCAAAUUCAACCUAGCAUUAAAUGGUGUCUGGUCCAAUUUGAUUGGCACCACCUUGCGGUAACUUGAAAGCAUGGAGAAGGCAAACUAAAUGAGACAAAAUGCAUAUUCAGUCGAAGUUUUUCUUUUAUUUUCACAGCAGUUAUUACAGCAAGAAUUUCAUAUAAAGAUUGAUAGAACCUAUGCAAAUAAAAAUGAUUAAUUUUUAUUGGAUGAAAAUGCCUCAUGCAAUUUAA
Neltuma alba is the source of this 2519-nucleotide messenger RNA. Its product is annotated as probable methyltransferase PMT10. The transcript is spliced from 9 exons. The coding region runs from base 116 to 2074 and encodes 652 amino acids. Gene Ontology annotation, molecular function: methyltransferase activity. Lineage: Eukaryota; Viridiplantae; Streptophyta; Magnoliopsida; Fabales; Fabaceae. The record is from RefSeq and is a predicted model, not a curated record. Gene Ontology annotation, cellular component: endosome; trans-Golgi network; cytoplasm.